UUCGGCGCAGGCGCGGUGGCUCGAGUUCGGCUGUGAGGAAACAUGGCGGCCCCGGCGCUUACUGCGAAGUUGUAUUCCCUGCUGUUCCGCAGGACUUCCACUUUCGCCCUCACCAUCGCGGUGGGCGCUGUGUUCUUCGAGCGCGCCUUCGAUCAAGGCGCUGACGCGAUCUACGAGCACAUCAACGAGGGGAAACUGUGGAAACAUAUCAAGCACAAGUACGAGAACAAAGAGUAGUUUCUCACCUCCAAGGAAAUGAAAGGACCAGAUCCACCCACCAGCUGUUUGCCCAGAACUGGGGCCUCAGCCUGAAGAUGAUUCUCAAGUAUUCUUCAGGGACCGCUGGUAGCUGUUGGCAAGAAAUGGCUCCACCUAACAAACAGACUCUUUAACUUCUUCCGGGUUUGAAGUGUGUUUAGAGUCAUCCGCAAAUAAAUGUAAAUUAUCCUUGA
Messenger RNA from Ictidomys tridecemlineatus (thirteen-lined ground squirrel), 452 nucleotides. RefSeq names its product ubiquinol-cytochrome c reductase, complex III subunit X (gene Uqcr10). NCBI's taxonomy places the organism in Eukaryota, Metazoa, Chordata, Mammalia, Rodentia, Sciuridae. Gene Ontology annotation, cellular component: respiratory chain complex III. Gene Ontology annotation, biological process: mitochondrial electron transport, ubiquinol to cytochrome c. The record is from RefSeq and is a predicted model, not a curated record.